Messenger RNA from Drosophila rhopaloa, 2546 nucleotides. It is a transcript of the gene pcs, whose product is annotated as SH3 domain-binding protein 5 homolog. Gene Ontology annotation, cellular component: cytoplasm. The record is from RefSeq and is a predicted model, not a curated record. Gene Ontology annotation, biological process: negative regulation of protein tyrosine kinase activity; intracellular signal transduction. The transcript has 4 exons. The coding region runs from base 512 to 1945 and encodes 477 amino acids. Lineage: Eukaryota; Metazoa; Arthropoda; Insecta; Diptera; Drosophilidae. Gene Ontology annotation, molecular function: protein kinase inhibitor activity.
UCCACCUUCGCCGCGGUCGGACGCGUCUUUAAUUUUUAGGAUAGUUUAGCAUUUGUAAGCGUAAUAAUUGAAUAUAUUUGUGCUGAGAGCAGAGGAGAAGGUGAAAAGCCGCGUGCCCUGUCUGUUGUACCGUUUGUCUUGUUCACUUUUAUCGUAAUCGCGCGGGUCAGUCGUCCGACUCUCCUCUUUCGUAUUUAACUUCAUUCUAAAACGUAAAACGCAAAUGAAAUAGUUGUUUUAAUAUUGCUGUUGUCGCGUAACAAAUUACCAGUUAAAACGGCCAACACCAAUUUACAUAAUAUUGGGAAAACACAGAAAAAUAAAUAACAAAAGACACACACGAGCUAGCAAAUUGAUAGACGGAGGAUGUGUGUGUGUGUGUAAACAACGAGAUCAAAUAGCGAAAUGCAAAAGUGUUUUUCAAUUGAAAAGCGGGCGACAGAAAAGUGAAAAUUAACGCGAUUGGCGACGUAUUUGCAUUUGGAAACGGAAUCAGUAUAAACCAGUGAAAAUGUCGAGCGCAGAAGAAGGCGAGCUGGAUCCGCAAAUUCAGAUUGAACUGGAGAAUCUCAAUAGUGCUACCGAUGAGAUUAAUAAACUAGAAAUUGAACUAGAGGAGGCCAAUGUCACGUUUCGCAUCCUGCUGAAUGAGUCAACGCGCCGCCUGAAGUUAUCCUCCAAGAAAUUGGGCAACUGCAUAGAGAAGGCUCGACCUUAUUACGAGGCUUUGGAUAAGGCACGCGAGGCACAAAUCGAAUGCCAGCAGGCGGCAGUAAAGUUCCAACGAGCUAAUGAAAUCCAUGCCGCGGCCAAAGAAACGGUGGCCCUUGCCGAGCAGCGUUUUAUGUCCAACUCACACGAAUGGCAGUUCGACAAUGCCUGGCAGGAGAUGCUCAACCAUGCCACACAAAAAGUAAUGGAUGCGGAGACCCAGAAAGCCGACUGUCAUGCUGAGCACCAGAGACGCACACGGCUCUUCCACACAGCCGAGCAAAAACUUCAGCAGCUGGAGGAUCGCUUUCGGCGGAGCAUCAACAAGUCGCGGCCGUACUUCGAGGAGAAGCAGGUGUGCCAAGAUCAGCUGCAGACGCAGAAGAAUCGCAUCCAGGAGCUGCAGCAGCAUGUGGCGGGUGCCAAGAGCACCUACUCCACGGCCUUGCGUAAUCUGGAGAGGAUCAGCGAGGAUAUACACAGGCAGAGGGGCGAUUUUCCCACUCCGCCAGGACCCCGGGAGCCGGGUGUGGGAGCGGAGUUGAACUCGCCGACUUCCAGUGCCCUGCCAUCGCUGCCGGACUUCCAGCUGGAGCUGGAGAAGUGCGACUAUCCCUCCAUAGCAGGCAGUCAGAUGUCCUUGGGUGUGAAAACUCCCCAUGCAGCUGCCGAAACUGAAGAUGAGGAGGACGCCUGCGACUACGAUGAGACGGGAGCGGGCGAACUGAGAGGUGUGGUGGAUGAACGGGACUUGGAGGCCCUACGACAGAAAGUCAAGAUCCUGGCAGUGCGUCCCAUUGAGGGGGGAGAUGGUCAGCAACAGAACGACGUAUGGGAGCAUGAACUCAAGGACACAGUGGAUAAACUGGACCACUUGAUGAUGCUUAAGGAAACGGCCAAGAGGCAGCAAGCAAACCGCUUGAAGUCCACCGAACAGCGACCCGAUUCUCUGGGUGCCGAGGCCCUGAAACGUCACUGCGAUGUGGUCGAGGUGAAGGUCACCACAUGCGCCACCACCGCUAGCUUGCCAGUCACACCCCACCACCAGAUAAAUCACCUUGCACCGCCCACGCCCAUCAAGAAGCUGCAACAGCAGCUGGCGCCCUUGCCCUCAGUGAAUGUAUCCAUGCGGGAGUUGCCCCUGUUGGCCAGGUUAUCCAACGAACUCCUGGAUCGCAGCAGUGCUGCCUUCGGAGGAGUGCGCAAGCAGUUGCGCAGGCGCUCCCUGGAAUAGUGAGCACCACGGGGGCAGUGGAGUUUUUUCCAGCCAGCCCCAUAUCAGAUUUGUUUAUAUUAAAUGAAAUGGAUUGUAAAACGUUAAACGCCGCAUUUAAAAGUGCACCACUCUCAAUAAGUCUACACCUACAUACUAUAUACACCAUCUAUUUUCGUAUAAAUGUUGAAUACAUUCUAAUCUAUUGUCUCCGGAUUUGUUUCUCACUGUUAAUACUUUAACUAUGUAAAUGUUUUGUGAUUCGAGAGAGCAAAAUGAAAAGAAUUGAUUGAUAUGCAAACAAUAAGCAGUUUUAAGUUAAUGUUUAAACCUUAAACUAAAAAACCAAGCAGACUCACUAAUUUAAAUCAAAUGGGCACAUGCACUAAAUAGUUUAGCCUAUAAAUACCACAAAUGGAACUUUAAAUAAAAUAAAAGUGUCGAAAUGUAACGAAUUCAAUUAGAUAAUUAAGUGUGAAACUCUCAAAGAAACAUGUAGUGGAUUGCAAAAUAAUGAUUCAAAGUUAUGAUCGGUGCCCUAGAGUAAGGGAAUAGAAGUAUUUGCAACAUGAUGAAUAAUAUUAAAACUUGAAAUAAUAAUAAAAAUGGCAUUCUAAUUCGA